AUGUACACCCCAUACCCUCGCUAUCUGUUUGUAGACGGAUAUAAUUCUUGGACACCCAGCGCAAUGCCUCUGUUAGCCGCAACCCUCGUCAUCGCACUGACACCGACCGAGUCCAAUGCAGGGAGCACCUGCACAGCGCCUGGUUACGCCAUUAACCCAGUGCUUGGAUGUAUCAAGCUCUACACAUUCAGAUCACCAGCAGCAACUAUCAGUGUAAUGGCAGCUCAAUGUGCUAGUGAUGGCGGAGAACUCCUUCUCGUUAACUCAGAGGCAGAAAAUACUGCACUUGUCAAUUUUAUGAUUUCAGACUCUAACGGAGUGUUCAGUGUCGGCAUACAAGGGUCAAGGGUCACUGUUACUGACCCCUGGCUCACGGAUGCUGGAGAGCCUCUCCCCUACAUAGGCAAUAUACCAGGAACAUCGAACAUAGCAGGUCUAACUAGACUUAUGGCAAGGUUUGACAACACGUGGUUCUCUUUGAAUUCUGCUUUCCUGCUUGACCAAUGCGUUUGUGAAAUAUUGUAAUGAAAUUAUGUAAAUACCACUCUGUUAAUUUUCCCCAAUAGAGAAAAUUUCAAACAAUAUAUGGGUACCAUGUUUUUCUAUCCAUAUUUUGUUAUGUUAGAAUGA
Molecule: messenger RNA, 630 nt
Organism: Ostrea edulis (European flat oyster)
Lineage: Eukaryota; Metazoa; Mollusca; Bivalvia; Ostreida; Ostreidae
Exons: 3
Coding region: 1-525 (174 amino acids)
Source: RefSeq, a predicted model, not a curated record